CUUCUUAGGGUUAGCGGUGCUUGGGUCCGGUAACAACAUGGCGGCGUCCGAGAGGGACUGUUUUGGGCAGAGGUAGUGUUUGGUGUCCCUGUCUUGCGUGAUAUUGAAAAACUGAAGCUUUCCUGGGCCACUCGACUUAAGGAAGAGUGUGCUCAUAGGUGGACAGCUUUCGUGACCGGCCGUCCAGUCUCAUCCCCUAUAAGGAGCCGAGUCCUGAGUACUGAUCAGGAUGAGCAACAUCUACAUCCAGGAGCCUCCCACGAAUGGGAAGGUUUUACUGAAGACUACAGCUGGAGAUAUUGACAUAGAGUUGUGGUCAAAAGAAGCUCCUAAAGCUUGCCGAAAUUUUAUACAACUUUGUUUGGAAGCUUAUUAUGACAAUACCAUUUUUCAUAGAGUUGUGCCUGGUUUCAUAGUCCAAGGUGGAGAUCCCACUGGCACAGGGACUGGUGGAGAGUCUAUCUAUGGAGCACCAUUCAAAGAUGAAUUUCAUUCACGGUUGCGUUUUAAUCGGAGAGGACUGGUUGCCAUGGCAAAUGCUGGUUCUCAUGAUAAUGGCAGCCAGUUUUUCUUUACACUGGGUCGAGCAGAUGAACUUAACAAUAAGCAUACCAUCUUUGGAAAGGUUACAGGGGAUACAGUAUAUAACAUGUUGCGACUGUCAGAAGUAGACAUUGAUGAUGAAGAAAGACCACAUAAUCCACACAAAAUAAAAAGCUGUGAGGUUUUGUUUAAUCCUUUUGAUGACAUUAUUCCAAGGGAAAUUAAAAGGCCAAAAAAAGAGAAACCAGAGGAGGAAGUAAAGAAAUUGAAACCCAAAGGCACAAAAAAUUUUAGUUUACUUUCAUUUGGAGAGGAAGCUGAGGAAGAAGAGGAGGAAGUAAAUCGAGUUAGUCAGAGCAUGAAGGGCAAAAGCAAAAGUAGUCAUGACUUGCUUAAGGAUGAUCCACAUCUCAGUUCUGUUCCCGUUGUAGAAAGUGAAAAAGGUGAUGCCUCAGGAGAUUCAGAUGAUGAUGGAGAAGAUGAAAGUGCAGAGCACGAUGACUAUAUUGACAGUGAUGAAAAGAACCUGAUGAGAGAAAGAAUUGCCAAAAAAUUAAAAAAGGACACAAGUACGAAUGUUAAAUCAGCUGGAGAGGGAGAAGCGGAGAAGAAAUCAGUCAGCCGCAGUGAAGAGCUCAGAAAAGAAGCAAGACAGUUAAAACGGGAACUCUUAGCAGCAAAACAAAAAAAAGUAGAAAAUGCAGCAAAACAAGCAGAAAAAACAAGUGAAGGUAAGGGCAUUUAUCGGGCUUAUUUUUUCCGUUGA
Messenger RNA from Saimiri boliviensis boliviensis (Bolivian squirrel monkey), 1309 nucleotides. It is a transcript of the gene CWC27, whose product is annotated as CWC27 spliceosome associated cyclophilin. Gene Ontology annotation, biological process: protein peptidyl-prolyl isomerization; protein folding. Gene Ontology annotation, molecular function: peptidyl-prolyl cis-trans isomerase activity. NCBI's taxonomy places the organism in Eukaryota, Metazoa, Chordata, Mammalia, Primates, Cebidae. Gene Ontology annotation, cellular component: catalytic step 2 spliceosome. The record is from RefSeq and is a predicted model, not a curated record.